Molecule: messenger RNA, 3102 nt
Organism: Solea senegalensis (Senegalese sole)
Lineage: Eukaryota; Metazoa; Chordata; Actinopteri; Pleuronectiformes; Soleidae
Gene: epha4b
Product: eph receptor A4b
Exons: 19
Coding region: 90-3044 (984 amino acids)
Biological process (GO): cell surface receptor protein tyrosine kinase signaling pathway; protein phosphorylation; axon guidance
Cellular component (GO): plasma membrane; neuron projection
Molecular function (GO): ATP binding; transmembrane-ephrin receptor activity; protein binding
Source: RefSeq, a predicted model, not a curated record
UCUCUCCUCUCUUUCCUCAAUCGCAGGGCUGCGCUCAACGACUCGACACCACCAACAGGGAUGCAGCGAGGGCGCAGCGCAGCCUGAAAAUGGCACCACCACGCGUCCUGUGGAUCUAUCCAUCCCUUUCCCUCCUGUGCUCCCUGCUCCUUUUUCACGCGUUGUCGCCGGUGCGAGCCUUACGGAAUUACCCGGAGAAUGAAGUUACGUUGCUUGACUCCAUGUCGGCCCUGGCUGACCUGGGCUGGGAGGCGUAUCCUAAUGAGGGGUGGGAGGAGAUCAGUGUGAUGGACGAGAGGAACACUCCAAUGAGAACCUACCAGGUGUGCAACGUCAUGGAGGCCAACCAGAACAACUGGCUGAGGACGCGUCACAUCAGUCGGGAAGGAGCGCAGCGAGUCUACAUUGAGAUCAAGUUCACCCUGAGGGACUGUAAUAGCCUGCCGGGGGUCCCUGGUACUUGCAAGGAGACAUUCAACAUGUACUACUACGAGUCCAACAACCCUAACCUGUGGUUCAUUAAGGAGAGCCAGUACCUCAAGAUUGAUACCAUUGCUGCAGAUGAGAGCUUUACACAGGUGGACGUUGGCGAUCGAGUCAUGAAGCUAAACACGGAGGUGCGCGACAUCAGCAACCUGAGUAAAAAAGGCUUUUACCUGGCCUUCCAGGACUUGGGCGCCUGCAUCGCCCUGGUCUCUGUCAGAGUUUUCUACAAGAAGUGCGCCCUCACCGUGCUCAACUUGGCCCAGUUUCCUGACACAAUAACAGGUGGCGACACUGCACUGGUGGAGGUCCACGGCGUGUGUGUGAAUGCCUCCGAGGAGUUUGAGGCUCCCAAGAUGUACUGCAGCGCAGACGGAGGCUGGCUCGUUCCCAUCGGGAGAUGUGUGUGCAAACCAGGCUUCGAGGAGAACAAGGACGUCUGCCAGCCAUGCAGACCUGGUGCCUACAAAGCUUCAGCCACGGACGCCUACUGCACCAAAUGUCCUCCUCACAGCUCGUCCCCGCAGGAACAAGCGGUCGAAUGUGUCUGUGACAAAAGUUUCUACCGCGCUGAGACGGACCCGCGCUCCAUGGCCUGCACCCGUCCCCCAUCUGCACCAGAGCACCCCAUCUCCACAGCGAAUGAGACCUGUGUGACCCUGGAGUGGUCCCCACCCAGGGAGACAGGAGGCCGAGGAGACAUCACCUACAGUCUCCACUGCAGAAAGUGUUCCGACGAUGGCAAGAAGUGCGCGCCGUGUGGUAGCAGUGUCCAUUUUGUCCCGCGACAGUUUGGUCUCUCCUCAACCACCGUGUUAGUCACUGACCUGCAGCCAGACUCCAACUACAGCUUCACCAUCGAGAGCCAGAAUGGAGUGUCAGACCUAAGUCCGACACCGAGAGGAACAGUGGUUAUCAAUGUCACCACGUCACAAACAGUGAGCGUGGUGUUGAAGGAGAGGCGGAGCAAGGACAGCGUGACUUUGGCCUGGCAGGGGCCUGAGAGGCCCAACGGUGUGAUAGUGGAGUAUGAGGUCAUCUACUAUGAGAAGAACCAGCGGGAGCAGAACUACACAGUACUGAAGACUCGCUCCAACAUGAUGACAGUGAUUGGGCUGAAGCCAGGGACCACCUAUGUGUUCAGGGUCAGAGCGCGGACCGACGGCGGCUACGGGAGCUACGGCGGAGAGAUCGAAUUGGAAACCAGCCACGAAGAUGUGUUGGCUAUCGGGGACCCUAACCAGUUCACCAUCCUGGCUGUGUCCAUCGCUGGGGGAAUCGCGCUCCUCAUCUUCCUAGUGACUUGCUUCAUUGUCAGUGGCAGGCACUGUGGAUAUAUCAAAGCCAAACAGGACCCGGAUGAGGAGAAGAUGCAGUUCCAGCACGGCCGAGUUAAGCUUCCAGGCAGCAGGACCUACAUCCAUCCUCACACCUACGAGGAUCCCAACCAGGCCGUUCGAGACUUCGCCAAAGAGAUCGAUGCUUCCAAUAUCCGUAUAGAGAGGGUCAUUGGAGCUGGCGAGUUUGGGGAAGUGUGCAGUGGUCGUCUCCGCGUGCAGGGGAAGAGGGAGAUCUACGUGGCCAUCAAGAGUCUGAAGGCGGGGUACUCGGACAAACAGAGGCGGGACUUCCUGUCCGAGGCCUCCAUCAUGGGACAGUUCGACCAUCCCAACAUCAUCAGGCUGGAGGGCGUCGUCACACGAUGUAAGCCGGUGAUGAUCAUCACAGAGUUCAUGGAAAAUGGAUCCCUGGACACUUUCCUCAAGAAACAUGACGGCCAGUUCACGGUGAUCCAGCUGGUCGGCAUGCUGCGUGGCAUCGCCUCGGGCAUGAAGUACCUGUCAGACAUGAGCUACGUUCACAGAGACCUGGCCGCUCGCAACAUUCUGGUCAACAGCAACCUGGUGUGUAAGGUGUCCGACUUUGGCCUGAGUCGGGUUCUGGAGGACGACCCAGAGGCCGCCUACACGACAAGGGGAGGGAAGAUCCCCAUCAGAUGGACGGCGCCAGAGGCCAUAGCGUACAGGAAGUUCACGUCAGCCAGCGAUGUGUGGAGUUACGGCAUCGUCAUGUGGGAGGUGAUUUCGUAUGGAGAGAGACCCUACUGGGAGAUGUCCAACCAGGAUGUGAUCAAAGCAAUAGAUGAAGGCUACCGUCUUCCCGCUCCGAUGGACUGUCCUGUGGUGUUGCACCAGCUCAUGUUGGACUGCUGGGAGAAGGGACGUAGCGACAGGCCAAAGUUUGGACAGAUUGUCACAAUCCUGGACAAGCUCAUCAGAAACCCAGCCAGCCUGAGAGAGCUGGCCAACAGCUCAGCAUGUAGGGAGGAUCUGUCCACCCCAGAGUUCAGUGUGACCUCAGUGGAUGAGUGGUUGGAGGCCAUCAAGAUGGGCCAGUAUAAGGAGAACUUUUCCAGUGCUGGAUAUGUCAGUUUGGAUUCAAUCCUCUACAUCAGUGUCAGUGAACUGACCAAGAUGGAAGUGACUCUGGCUGGUCACCAGAAGAAGAUUUUGUCCAGUGUGCAGAGUUUGCAAACCCAGGGGACACACGUCCAAGUAUAACAGUGUGCACAUAAACACAGUGAGCCAAAAUGGAUGCACCUCUGAGGCGUUCACCCCA